GCCGCCGCCGGGUGCCCGCCGCGCCAUGGAGCCGCCGCCGCUGCUGCCGCUGCUCGGCGUGGCCCUCGUGCUGCUCUGCUCCGCAGGUCUGACAAGAAGCCUAACAAUAACUUCAGUUGACCAGUCAAUGUUUGAAAAGGCACAAGGAGAGAAAGUUACGUUGCCAUGCACGUUUGAACUCUCGGCAGAAGACGAGGGACCACUAGAUAUUGAGUGGGUAUUGAUACCAGCAGAUAAUCAAAAGAAGGAACAAAUAAUAAUUAUGUAUGCUGUAGACAGGGUUUAUAAUCAUUAUUAUGCUGGUUUGACUGGGCGAAUGCAGUUUACUAACCUUGAUCCCAAAUCUGGUGAUGGUUCACUGGAUAUCCUGAAUUUAAAAGCAUCAGACACUGGCACAUAUCAGUGCAAAGUGAAGAAGGCUCCUGGAGUUCAAAGCAAGAAAAUACAGUUGACUGUACUUGUAAAGCCAGCACGGACUAAGUGUUCCAUUGAAGGAUCACAGGAGAUUGGAAAAGAUGUUACCUUGAAAUGUGUGUCACAAGAAGGAUCCCCACUUCUGUCUUACGACUGGAGGAGAGUGUCUGGCACACAGAAUCUGCCUGCCACUUCUGUGCUGAAUAAAAAUACAGGGGAGCUUCUUCUGAAGAACGCCUCUCGAGAGUACUCUGGCACAUACAGCUGUGUGGCCACAAACAGAGUUGGCACAGAUGAAUGUUCUGUUGAGCUGAAUGUCACCCCUCCCGUAAAUACAGCUGGUAUAAUUACUGGAGCUAUUAUAGGAACUCUGCUGGGUCUCUCUGUACUGUGUUCUAUCAUCUUCUGUUUUUGUAAGAAGCACAGAGAGAAGAAAUACGAGAAAGAAGUACAUCAUGACAUCAGAGAAGAUGUUCCACCUCCAAAGAGUCGCAGCUCUACAGCUCGCAGCUACAUUGGCAGCAAUCGCUCCUCCCUGGGCUCAAUGUCUCCCUCCAACAUGGAAGGAUAUACCAAAACUCCAUAUAGCCAAGUCCCAAGUGAAGACUUUGAACGUGCUCCUACUCAAACCCCAGCCUUUGCACCUUCAAAGGUAGCUGCACCUAAUUUAAGUAGAAUGGGAGCUGUUCCUGUGAUGAUUCCAGCACAAAGCAAAGAUGGGUCGAUAGUAUAAAAUAUUAUUAAUUUAAAAGCUGUUUUUUUAAAGUGUUCAUUGUAAGUAUUAGAGAAAAAUACUGUGUUCCAUCCCUCAUUUAAACACUGGCAUGAAAUUUUCCUUGAAGAAAAUAUACAAGUGAGUUUGAAAAGCCACCAAUUCUCAUGUUUAAUUUUAAAUUUAUUCGCAUAUGAUAGUUGAACUAUUUGCUAAAAACGUUGAAGUUCAUAAAUAAAUAUCGGACACUGAAGGUAUUUGGACCUCUGGUAGGUUGCUGAGGAGGUUCUGACACUGUCAGCUAAUGUACAGUUCUGAAUGUGUAACAGUGAGACACAGGUGAGAAACAGCAAAAGCAUUUCAUGUGUAGACCAUGAAGUUUCUCAGAGUUCCUGAGACUUUAUUCUCAGUUGUGGAAUAACAGAAAUAUUUUAACUUGGCCACUGUCUGGUAUAGUUGCAGGGGGUUGAAAUACCAAGGAUGACUUUGAAUUCUGUUCAAAUUGAGUAUUUAUGUGGUUCUUUAACCUGGUGAUGUUUGUUUGGAGUGCUGGAGCUCUUAAUUGUCAGGGGCAGACAGUCAUUUGAUUGGUUCAAUUAAUUUAAUUAAUCUGUUCUGAAUUUGAAAGAGCCAUGAGUGAAAGUGUGACAGAAAACCUUGCAAGUUCUUUGAAACACAAAUUUUUUUACAGUAACUAGUCCUGGUCCUGUCAGAUAACUUAAUACUUACAUUAUCUGAUGCAAGAGGUCCUAUCAGAUUGUUGGUAGAAGUAUCUAAGCUCUAAAACUUACAGACCAACAGUUAGUGUCACAGCAAGAAUGAGUUAAUGUAUCUUUACACAGGUCUUUAAGUUAGUUGUACCUUGCAUUUUCCAAUGCCUGGUUAGAUACUAAGGCAGUGCUCUUAGUGUUUUUUCCAAAGCAAUUUCCUAGAAGCUCUAUGGGGAUUUGAUGAAGCCUGUUUUAAGUAACUGGUAUUUGAUGUCUUUCCUCUUGCUCUAACCACUGUGGAAACAACUUUUCUUGUAUGCCCCUAAGCAGUAGUCAGUCCUUGUUCAAGAUGCUAAUGCCUGGCUGUAUGAAUUUGCAAGGAGUUCAAAGCUCAUUUUUUCUUGCCUCUUUAACAACCCUAAAUAUUCUGAACCAAUGUUCAGACUGUGGAGAGCAAGUAUUUCAUGUAACAGAGAGAAAACAAUUAUCCAGAAUUGUUGAUACAAAUCUCAUGUUGCAAGAAUCAAAAUGCUUCUUCCCGAUUUUGCAAACUUAAAGCAAUACAGGAGAAACACAACAAUUCCUUGUCUUACUUUCACAUGUGUU
This is a messenger RNA of Melozone crissalis (California towhee), 2442 nucleotides long. It is a transcript of the gene CXADR, whose product is annotated as CXADR Ig-like cell adhesion molecule. NCBI's taxonomy places the organism in Eukaryota, Metazoa, Chordata, Aves, Passeriformes, Passerellidae. Bases 26 to 1147 code for a protein of 373 amino acids. The transcript has 7 exons. Gene Ontology annotation, molecular function: cell adhesion molecule binding. The record is from RefSeq and is a predicted model, not a curated record. Gene Ontology annotation, cellular component: intercalated disc; bicellular tight junction; basolateral plasma membrane. Gene Ontology annotation, biological process: homotypic cell-cell adhesion.